Prosopis cineraria is the source of this 2113-nucleotide messenger RNA. RefSeq names its product phosphoinositide phosphatase SAC8. Gene Ontology annotation, molecular function: phosphatidylinositol-4-phosphate phosphatase activity. Gene Ontology annotation, biological process: phosphatidylinositol dephosphorylation. Bases 198 to 1979 code for a protein of 593 amino acids. The record is from RefSeq and is a predicted model, not a curated record. The transcript is spliced from 20 exons. Lineage: Eukaryota; Viridiplantae; Streptophyta; Magnoliopsida; Fabales; Fabaceae. Gene Ontology annotation, cellular component: endoplasmic reticulum.
ACGAGUUUGGUUCAUGCUCUUUCAUUUCCUUUUUUUUUUUUUUUUGGUGUCAACGACGGGUUGUUGUUUAUCUUCUUCUGACUUCCUUUUCAUUUCCUUGUCCUUCUACGAAUCAUUACAAGCAGAUGAACAACAAAGUCUAAUUUUCAAUGUUGUCCUGUCAAAUCUUCUGAGAUCUCGUUUCGAUUCCGUAAAGAAUGGAGAUUGAAGAGGAGUUUUCGAGUUCAGGUGAAAGAUUCAAGCUUCAUGACCAGUUGGAAUUGCAUGAAUUUCAGGACAAAUUCGUGAUUAAAUCUCCUGAGCCUACGGAUCAAGGAUUCUGGAUUAGUCGCCAUGACGGGACAAUCAGUCUAAUUGAUGGUGACGCGGAUCUUGAAGGUUCUCCCACGACUUCUACGAUUUACGGUUUGGUGGGAACAAUAAGAUUACUUGUAGGAACUUAUGUCCUUGUUAUAACUUCUCGUAAAGAAGUUGGGAGCUUUCUUGGUUUUCCAGUAUAUCGCUUGAUGUCUAUGAGACUUCUGGCCUGCAAUGAGGCUUUGAGGUUUUCAACUGCUCAAGAAAAAAAAGAUGAGGCUUACUUCAGGACUCUGUUGAAAAUAGUAGAGUCAAUGCCAGGAUUGUAUUAUUCAUAUGAUACAGAUAUUACAUUAAAUUUGCAGCGAAGAUGUAAGUUAAUAGAAGGUUGGAUGAGUAAGCCAAUUUGGAAGCAGGCUGAUCCUCGAUUUGUCUGGAACAAACAUCUUUUGGAGGAUCUUAUUGAGUAUAAGCUUGACAGAUUCGUUAUUCCCAUUGUACAAGGAAGCUUCCAAACAGCAGAGCUGAAGCUAAAGGACUCACAUGCUACAAUAAUGUUAGUUUCACGGAGGUGUACUCGGCGUCUAGGAACACGAAUGUGGAGAAGAGGAGCUAACCUUGAAGGUGACACUGCCAAUUUCAUUGAAACUGAACAGUUGCUUGAGACUGGAGAAUUUAUGUCCUCAUUAUUACAGGUUCGAGGUUCAAUUCCUCUGCUUUGGGAGCAGAUUGUUGAUCUGAGCUAUAAACCGUGCCUUGGGAUAAUUAAUCAUGAACAAACGUCAAAUGUUGUACAGCGCCAUUUCCAUGAUCUAUUUCAGAGAUAUGGAGAGACUAUAGCAGUUGAUCUAACUGAUAAAAUUGGCGAUGAAGGUCAAUUAAGUGCUGCAUAUGCUGCUGAAAUGCAAAAUCUACAAAAUGUGAGAUAUGUGUCUUUUGAUUUCCAUCAUCACUGUGGCAGUUCAAACUUUGAUAAUCUGGAUAUCCUCUAUGAUCAAAUCUCAGAGGAUUUUGAGAGGCAAAGAUAUUUGUUGAUAGAUGGAAAAGGGAAUGUCCUGGAGGAACAGAGAGGAAUUAUCAGAGCUAACUGCAUUGAUUGCCUUGAUCGAACAAAUGUUACCCAGUGUUAUCUGGGUCAGAAGUCUCUAAAUCAGCAGUUGCAAAGGAUUGGAAUUUUGACACCCUAUGAUUGCAUUUCUAUGUUUGGGGAAGAAUAUGGAAAAUUCAGAGCAAUGUGGGCUGAGCAAGGUGAUGAGAUUAGCCUUGAGUAUGCUGGGACUCAUGCCCUCAAAGGGGACUUGGUUAGGUACGGAAAACAAACAAUAGGCGGAAUAAUCAAAGAUGGCGUGAGUGCACUUUCACGUUAUUACCAAAAUAAUUUUCAUGAUGGGAUUCGGCAGGAUGCUCUGGAUCUGAUUAGUGGACGCUAUACUGUCAGUAGAAACAAUCCUUCUCCCUUCCAGCUGAAUGGCUUUGAGUCUAUCUCUUAUCUCCCAGUGGCAUCAGCUUUGAUACUAGGAGGUUUGACGAUAACAACCUUCACAGUUCAACAAGCUGGGCGAAAUAUACAGCACUAUUGGUCUUCUAUACUGUGUGCUGGAGUUACAGCAGGAGUUAUGGCCAUAAUCAAAGCUAAUGGAAGACAGUUCUGUUCAAGGCCCCGUUUGUGUGGUCUCCUCUGAUUUAUUUAUUUGUUUAAGGAGUCACCAACCAAAUGUUUUCACUCUGCUCUGGAUCAUCCUAGAGCUUGUAAAUAGGAUUCACGUGUUCACAAAUGCUUAAAUUGAUUAAAAUUAAUUAGGUAGAUGUUGUCUAA